This is a messenger RNA of Poecile atricapillus (Black-capped chickadee), 691 nucleotides long. It is a transcript of the gene FIS1, whose product is annotated as fission, mitochondrial 1. Lineage: Eukaryota; Metazoa; Chordata; Aves; Passeriformes; Paridae. Bases 69 to 518 code for a protein of 149 amino acids. Gene Ontology annotation, molecular function: protein binding. Gene Ontology annotation, cellular component: mitochondrial outer membrane; peroxisomal membrane. The transcript has 5 exons. The record is from RefSeq and is a predicted model, not a curated record. Gene Ontology annotation, biological process: autophagy of mitochondrion; mitochondrial fragmentation involved in apoptotic process; mitochondrial fission.
GGGCGGGGGAAAGGGGCGGGGUUAAACCGUCACUUCCGCCUUCACUUCCGGCGGCGCUUCCGGGUGCGAUGGACCCCGAGUUCGACGAUGUGGUGGCGGUGGAGGAUCUGAUGGCGCUGGAGCGGCGCUACGCGGCCGAGCGGCAGCAGGGGGCGCUGUCCCGGCAGAGCCGCUUCGAGUACGGCUGGGCCCUGGUUCGGAGCCGGUACCGGGAGGACACGGCCCGAGGGGUGGAGCUGCUCUCCGAGCUGCUGCCCGAGACCCCCCCGGAGGAGCAGAGAGACGUCCUGUUCUACCUGGCCCUGGGCAACUACCGGCUGCAGGAGUACGAGCGCUCCCUGGCGCACCUCGAGCGCCUCCUGGCGGCCGAACCCCAGAACCCGCAGGUGCUGCGGCUGCGGAGCCGCGUCCGGAACCGCCUGAGGAGGGACGGGCUGGUGGGCGCGGCCAUCGUUGGGGGCGUGGUCAUGGGCGUGGCCGGGCUCUUGGGCGUGGCCAUCGCGCGCGCCCGGCACUGACCACGCCCCCCUCUGUGACGUCACGGAGUGGGAGGGGCGCAAAGAGCGGCCCGCGGAUUGCGUCGGGGCGGAGUGACGUCACGACGCGGAGUGACGUCAGGGACAUCCCCCGCCCCUCCCCCCAGUGCCUUGGGGACACCCCCGGCCCCUCCCCCACCCCGCGCUGUCCCCUC